AUGUCUGGCGUUAUUAUCGACAAGGUUGAUGAUGACACUGCUGUUUUUAAAUUUGCUAAUGGUUCAUUGAAGGUAACUAUUAGACAAGGCGAUUUAAGUAAAGAAGCAUGUGAUGCUAUUGUUAAUCCAACUAACAAGUCAAUGACUCAUAAUGGAGGACUUGAUAGUAUAAUUCAUAAAACUAUGGGUCAAUAUUUUACUGAUCAAGUCGUAGCAAUUAAGAACAAAUUUGGUGAUAAUGCAUGUCCUGUUGGACAAUCACGUAUAUUUAUUGCAAAAUUUAAUCGAGAAGAAAAUAUUGCUCAUUAUGUUAUAAAUACAGUUGGACCACAUUAUAGAGAUGAUGAACGUGAACAAGCUGCUUUUCAUUUACAAUCAUGUUAUUAUACAUCAUUAGCAUUAGCUAAUCUUUAUACAUUAUCUUCGAUUGCUUAUCCAGCUAUAUCAUGUGGUGCAUUUAAAUUUCCUGCAAAUGAAGCAGCAAAAGUUGGUAUUGAAUCAGUCAGACAAUAUUCAUAUCAUGUUAAAGAUGUUCGAUUUGUUUUAUUUGAUCGUCCUGUAUUUGAUGCUUUUGUUCAUGAAUGGACUGAAUAUUCACAAAAAGUCAAUCGAGAAGCAAAUGUUAUAGAUGAUAGAGAUCGAUAUCAAUCACGAUCACCACCACCUAUACCACGACCAAGUUCAGUUCGUAUUUGUGUUCUUUGUAAAGAACGAACAUUACCAGUUGAUCGUCAACUUUUCUGUGAUGUUUGUUCGAAUUUAACACGUUCAGAAGUAUUUAAUAAAUUCUUACAACGAUUACGUAGUGCUGCUGAUAAAUCAUAUGAUGAUCUUCACAAAGAAUGUUUAAUAUUAAAACCAAUAUUACUAUCUUAUCCACUCGUAUAUACACCAGCUCAAACAUUUGAUCAAGGUAUUCAUACACGUGAUACAGUUGCUGAACAUUAUUUACAAAGUCAUUGUGAUAGAAAAUUUCGUAAUGCAAUGCCAGUAGCUAUUGUUGGUGAUGGUAAUUGUUUUUAUAAUACAUUUGUUAAAUUAGGUGGAGUAGGUGCAACAAAUGAAGCAUCUUCAUUUACACCUGUUGAACUUCGAGGUCGAAAUGCUGUUGAACUUAUUCUUAAUAAAGAUGAAUAUACAAAAAAAUAUAAAGCUUUAGAACCUAUACUUGAUAGUUUUGAAAAAUAUGUUGUUGAAGAAAUGGUACAUGAUACAACCUAUGUUACUGUUUGGGAUCUUCUUAGUAUACCAACUGUACUUAAUAUUAAUAUUACAAGUGUUUAUCCAAAAGUAAAUGGUGAUUCUGAUCUAAAUUAUCAACUACUUAAUGGUAAAUUAUAUGAACCAUUAGUACAUAAAGAUACUACAAAUAAGAAUCAACCAAUUAUACCUAUGACAAUAGUACCAAUUAAAGUUGUGAGAAUACUUUUUUCACAUUGCAAUAGACCAACUCAUAUUGGAACAAAAAAAGAAAAUUGGACACCGAAUCAUUACGUACCUCUUCUUAAUCUGAGAUAA
Molecule: messenger RNA, 1518 nt
Organism: Adineta steineri
Lineage: Eukaryota; Metazoa; Rotifera; Eurotatoria; Adinetida; Adinetidae
Source: the annotation of a GenBank genome assembly